AUGACUGAUGCAACCGUGGACACAGCAGCCGUGACCACCUCCACAAGCCCUGCAGAGGAAAGACAGUUUUCAGGGAAUUUUACUACCAUCUACCUAGCAGCUGACAUUGUGAGUGUGACUCAAGAAAAUAGUGAUUUCAGGAUGUUGAUUCGUGAUGUGAAGUUUUUUAAGAAUUACACACUCAUGAGCAUGACUUUCUAUGUCAGGAAAAAUGGCAAGUGUCAGCUACACACUGUUUGGGCAGACAAAUCUUCAUUUCAGUUUUGCUUUAGGCUAUCAUUUUCUGACUCUUCAAACUGCAUCAAAAUGAGUAAGACUGGGUUCAUCAUCGGGACCUGGGUGUUGCGCAAUGCCAAUCGUCAUUUCCCCCACAUCUACUCCUACCCUCCAGUCUUUGGGGGCUUACCCAGACCAACAGGAACAAAUCUCACUGAAGAAAUGUGGAAAGACUAUGUGAACCUGACACAAUACUAUGAAAUCCCUAUCAGAAAUAUUAAAAAUAUCUAUGAAGAAGAUGCUUGCCCUAAAUGGGAGCCUCGAUGA
Molecule: messenger RNA, 543 nt
Organism: Peromyscus leucopus (white-footed mouse)
Lineage: Eukaryota; Metazoa; Chordata; Mammalia; Rodentia; Cricetidae
Product: probasin-like
Exons: 6
Coding region: 1-543 (180 amino acids)
Source: RefSeq, a predicted model, not a curated record